AUGGCUCCUUCUCUCACGCAAACCGAGACUGUCACGGAACAGUCGCAACCGCAGCUCCAGAAGCUACACCUUGGCCAGUACAAGGAGAUUGAUGCCGUCUUUGUAGACCGUGCGGCCGAAGAGGGCAAGACCGGUGAACCCCCCGCCAAGGCAUGUCUCACAAACCCCGGCCCGCCCCCCGGGCUCGACUCGACUAACACGGCUAACUCCCUUCCCGCAGUACCCUCACUACCUCCCGACGUGGGACCGCACGCAAUUCUGGCCGGCGCUGGAGCCGACGCCGACACGGCCUACCCAAACCUCUUCCCCGCGGGCACCUCGGUGACGGAGCUCACGCCGAGCAUCGGCAGCGAGGUGCACGGCAUCCAGCUGUCGACCCUGUCGGACGCGGGCAAGGACGAGCUCGCGCACUACGUGGCCACACGCAAGGUGGUCGCGUUCCGCAAGCAGGACUUUGCCGACCUGUCCAUUCCUGACGCCCUGCAGUACGGGGCGUACUUUGGCCGGCACCACAUCCACCCGACGUCGGGCGCGCCCGAGGGCCACCCGGAGAUCCACCUCGUCCACCGCGGCGCCGGCGACAAGGGCCACGAGACGUACUUUCAGUCCCGCACGAGCUCCGUCGCCUGGCACUCGGACAUUUCGUACGAGAAGCAGCCGCCCGGCACCACGUUCCUGUACAUCCUGGACCGCCCCGAGACGGGCGGCGACACGCUCUUCGUCGACGCCGUGCAGGCGUACAAGCGCCUCAGCCCGCUGUUCCAGGAGCGCCUGCACGGCCUGCGCGCCACGCACUCGGGCAUCGAGCAGGUCAAUGCCGCCGCCGCCAGAAACAGCAUCAAGCGCCGCGAGCCAGUCGUCAACGACCACCCCAUCGUGCGCACCCAUCCCGCGACGGGUGAGAAGGCUCUCUACGUCAACCCGCAGUUUACCCGCGAUAUCGUUGGUCUCAAGAAGGAAGAGUCGGACACGCUGCUCAAGUUCCUCUACGACCACCUCGCCUAUGGAGCCGACUUCCAGGCCCGCGUCAAGUGGGAGGAGGGCACCGUCGUCGUGUGGGAUAACCGUGUCACACAGCAUACCGCGCUGGUCGACUGGGAGAACGGUCAGCGUCGUCACCUUGCGCGUCUAACUCCGCAGGCCGAGCGUCCAUUCGAGACUCCUUUUGUGGCACCCGCAUAG
Molecule: messenger RNA, 1182 nt
Organism: Cordyceps militaris CM01
Lineage: Eukaryota; Fungi; Ascomycota; Sordariomycetes; Hypocreales; Cordycipitaceae
Product: Taurine catabolism dioxygenase TauD/TfdA
Exons: 3
Coding region: 1-1182 (393 amino acids)
Cellular component (GO): cytoplasm
Molecular function (GO): 2-oxoglutarate-dependent dioxygenase activity
Source: RefSeq, a predicted model, not a curated record